This is a messenger RNA of Aquila chrysaetos chrysaetos, 5333 nucleotides long. It is a transcript of the gene FBXO45, whose product is annotated as F-box protein 45. Gene Ontology annotation, cellular component: SCF ubiquitin ligase complex; synapse. The record is from RefSeq and is a predicted model, not a curated record. The coding region runs from base 16 to 843 and encodes 275 amino acids. Lineage: Eukaryota; Metazoa; Chordata; Aves; Accipitriformes; Accipitridae. Gene Ontology annotation, molecular function: protein binding. The transcript has 3 exons. Gene Ontology annotation, biological process: synapse assembly involved in innervation; proteasome-mediated ubiquitin-dependent protein catabolic process.
GCGGGGAGGGAGGCGAUGGCGGCGGGCCCCGGCGGAGGCAGCGGCAGCGGCAGCGGGGGGGCGGCGGCGGCGGCGGCGGGGGGGCCGGGCUGGCGUUUGCCGGGGCGGGUGCUGGAGCUGGUCUUCUCCUACCUGGAGCUGCGGGAGCUGAGGAGCUGCGCGCUGGUCUGUAAGCUGUGGCACCGCGUCCUGCACGGUGACGAGAACAGCGAGGUGUGGCGCAGCUUGGCGGCCCGCUGCCUGGCGGAGGAGGCCCUGCGCACCGACAUCCUCUGCAACGUGCCCACCUACAAGGGCAAGGUCCGUGCCUUCCACCACGCCUUCAGCACCAACGACUGCUCGCGGAACGUCUACAUCAAGAAGAACGGCUUCACGCUGCACCGCAACCCCAUCGCCCAGAGCACGGAUGGGGCGCGGACCAAGAUCGGCUUCAGCGAGGGCCGCCACGCCUGGGAGGUGUGGUGGGAGGGCCCGUUGGGCACCGUGGCCGUCAUUGGCAUUGCCACAAAGCGGGCAGCCAUGCAGUGCCAGGGUUACGUGGCCCUGCUGGGGAGCGACGACCAGAGUUGGGGCUGGAACCUGGUGGACAAUAACUUGCUGCAUAAUGGAGAGGUGAAUGGCAGCUUCCCCCAGUGCAAUAACGCUCCCAAAUACCAGAUAGGUGAAAGGAUUCGAGUUAUCCUGGACAUGGAAGACAAAACAUUAGCGUUUGAGAGGGGCUAUGAGUUCUUGGGAGUUGCCUUCAGAGGACUGCCAAAAGUUUGCCUGUAUCCAGCAGUGUCUGCUGUGUACGGUAACACAGAAGUGACUUUGGUCUACCUGGGAAAACCUCUGGAUGGAUGAUGUGGAUUGUUUCGUUGGGACAUCGAGAUGUGGAUGAUUGGGAGGAGAAAUCUGCAUGUUGGUUGGAGGGAAACGUGUAUUAAAGGAAAAACAAAAAAGUGUGGGUGUGUGUCCAAGAACCGUCGAGGGAAUCGCACGGAGUUUUGAAACGGAGGACCAGCCAUACUUCAGGAAUUGUGUUACAUUUCCUCUUUCUACCAGGCCAGAAAAAUCCUCAGGGUUGCAGUUGGUUGAGUGGGAAGCUGACACAUGCAUGUUGCAACAGAUUUCAUUGCUAAGAUGGCAGUGUGUGACCUCAAAUAUUUGAGAAAGGAUUUGAUACAAAACUGCUUGAGGAAAUUAACCUGAGAUUUGUAAGUAGCGUGUUUUGUGAAAGACUCCCAUUUUAAAACUGCUUGUUCCUUCCCUUCCCUCCUUUGGGCCAACGUGGGUACCGAAGGAGAACGAGUCUGGUUGGGUUUUAUUUACAGUUUUUAACAUACUGAGAAGCGUGGUCUGUCUGGACUGCCCUUCUCUAGUAUAACGAUACAAAAUGCGUGCAGCUAUUUUUAAGUGUAUUUUAAGGGUUGUAUAUAUAGAACACGUUGAAAAGAACAGUUAAAAGAAAGGGUUUGCUUUAUUCUAACUGGGACAUAAUUUCUUAAAGGGAAAAAAAAAACCCCCACUACCUGGCAUCAGAAAAUAUACCUUGGACAGGCAUAUAACAUUCAUGUAAGUGUACUUCUUCUGUUGUAUUGUAAAGCAUUUUGGGAUGCUCUUGUGGAGUACGGUGCUACAUUGGGUCAUUUUCUGUGAAAGUUUCCAUAGCUUUAGCAACAGUUUUGUUCUCUGUAGGAAACAUAAAAUGUUUUCCCCACGAGUUUCUUUUCAGCAAAAUUUGUGGUUCCCUUUAGGGAAGGAAGGCACAACAUAGCAGUGAGCUUGUCUUCCUUUCAACAUCAAAAAUACUAACUUUUGAAAGCAUUCUUACACUUUCUAAUCACUGUUGCGAAAUGUUUCAAAAUAAUGAGGAAGGAGCAUUCAGUUUCUGAAUCCAGACCUUGUUUUCAGCUUAAAUGGCUUUAUAAGGCUUUAAGACUUGGCUGAACCUUUAAUUAAGUAAAAUCCCCCAGUACCCAAGUAUUCACCUGCCCAUUUUCAGUCUCACCAACCCUUUGAUGGGGAUUCUGGAUCAGGUUCAACGUUUGGGCUUUUCACUUGCACCGUUUUUUUAAAAUCCACGUACAAACCCCUCAGGUGUGUCGGUGUGCUGUGGCAUGCGCAGGCCGGGGCGGCUGUGAAGCUGAGGGGUGUAGUAAGGAGGGAUCUUCUGGUGAAACAGCUUUCCUCUGAGGUUGAAAGUUCUGUAGGGAGCCCCAGAAGGGCUUCUUUUAAUAGGGCAUUAAAAUCUGUAAGCCCUGCGGCUAGCUCUUGAUUCUUGUUUCUUGUUGGUUGGUAUUUCUCAGAGCUGUCUGAACUAUUUCAGAGUUGGGCAUGCUUUUCAGAGAGGGAGAAGUAAACGUUUAUACAACCUCUUUUUGCUUUAUUUGCACGAGAGAAUGUGAAUUGCUUAAUAUCGGACACUGGUAAUUCUCUGAACAUGGAAGAGAGAGGAAUUCCUCUUAGGCUGUUGCUCGUUUCCCCCACCCCUGCCUGCCCCAUUAAUCAAGUAAUGCGAGGAGGGCGGUGCAAGCAGAUGAGGGUGGCUCCUAGUCGCUGCUGCUGAGCUAUCCUUGGAGUGCUUUUUAGCUAGUAGAUAACCAAGUUCUGCACUGGAACACAGUAUGUAUGUACAUCAUUACCAUUUAAGAGGAUUUUGAAGUAUUUAUUUGUUUUGUGUGUUGUUUAUUGCUUAAAGGCAAUAUUGAGGUCCGUUCCUCUUGGCUGCGUUAAAGAAGCAAAAUACGCAGUGAGAAAUUAAGAUGUUUUAAGUGGUGCUUAAACAACCGAAUAAAUGAUGUGGCACGAGCAUACGAGUACCUUUUGGAAAAAUCUCUUAGAAGCAUUGAUUGUACUAGACUGUAAAUUAUGUAUCUGCAUAGCAGAAGUGUGGGGCAUGAAGUAGGGGGGGGGAAGGAAACAAAACCCUGUCCAAUUUCAGAAAGUAAAAUUGUCCCCGAGAUGAAUGUAUUCUCAGUGCAGUCCUGAAAGAUGUGACCUCUGUAGCUUGUUCAUGAAUCCAAUUAGAUGCAAGUAAACCCUGAGAACUUCCGAGGAAUUUUAUUCACAAAUUAAGAUUGAUUUCCAUUCUUCAGGCUGCGUCUUACCCUAUAAAUAAUUUCCCUCUAAAUUAGAAAUGCUGAAAGUUGAACAUUCCUUAAGGGUGGGUUUGGGGGGGACUCACUUAUGUAAGAUUAUAACUUAUUCCUGGAGACCAAUGCUGGCUGUACAAAAUAUUAAAAUAAACUCUGCUAUAAUUCAGAAGGAUAUAUUGGUGUGGAUUGUUGUAAUGACAUCAGUGGAGUGCUGAUAGGAAAAAUGGGGUAGCAGUUGAGUGUACCAAGAAGAUAGAGGUGUUGGCACUGUGUGAUUUGCUGCGUGACUGCUUGAAAAGAGAGAAUCUGAUGAGUGUUAAGGAGGACUUGAAAGCUCAGUAGUCUAACAGCUGUGUUUGGGAGAUUGUAUCCUCCAAAACAGGGAUGCUGGCGCAUGGCAGUGUGGGAAAAGGUUUUCCUCGUGGCUGGAGGUCUCUGGAUUAGAAUUGAGGUGUUGCGCUCACUGUUGCGGCUGCCCUGCCCUGCUGCUGUACCAAGGUGCCUCUUUCCCAGGUCAGCUUCUCGGCUUCUCUCUGUUUCUCUAGCUUUCUGUAUGGAAGUUCAAUGUUUCAUGGUGCUUUUAGGAAUAAGUAGGUGAUUUUUAGGAAGAAGUAGGAGACUGUGUUGUGGUUGCAAGCUCUGAGGCACUUUCCAAACUCUCUGCAUCAAGAAUUUGCUUUUAAGUAGUGAACUUUUGGCUAACAUCUCUGUGAGCUUCUUCAGGAGCAAAGAGCUGGCUCUUUUAGCUGGCUCGUAGAUUCGCUUUUUCUAGCCUGAGGUACCAGAGUUAGCUAACAGCUGUUUGAAGUAUUUUCCCUGCCCCGACUAGUCAUGUAACUGCUUUGGUCAGGAGGAACAUCAGCUGUUCAUAGCUCCCAUAACAGAAAUCAGUCAGAUUCACAGGUCUUGGCUUCAGAAUCCUGCAGGACAUCCAGAAUUUUUUGAUAAGUGAGCAUUUUGUCUAUCAUUUGAAUAAACCUCAGAAUUCCUGGUGGUUUAAGUGUGCUGCGAAAUCUGUUGGGAGCUUAACAGUUGGUCAUCUGAUCUGGUCACGUUUCUAUGUCUGAGGAAGCAAACAGCUCGAUAUGGCCGUUUGUUUCAGGGCAGAGUCUGUUCUUGGCUUUGGUGGUGGCUUGUGUUGGCCUGAAGUCAGUUGCGUGACUUCUUUUUCCAUAAGAGGACAGAGGUAUUGCUGGAAUGAACUAAUAAAUCAAGAUGGCAUGGGAAACUUGCCCUGGUUGGGGUAUUUUCUUGAAAAUGUUUCUUCCCCCCCACUUAAAAUGGAGUGGUGAGUGUGCAUUUUUGGGAGUCCUGUGUGUGCUUUCUGCUAGCAAACACCGUUUGGGUUUGUUACUUUUGGCCAUGUUUCAGGUGACAAAACUAGCCAGGAGCAGAUGGCCUUGAUCUUGUGGGCUGAACUUCUGCUGCCUCAGAUGUGGCUGUAUUCUUCUCUGCCUGCCUCUGAAUCUGAUAGCAAGCUGGAACAUACUAGCUUUUUUCUCUGCUUACCAAUGAUCUACAUUUUUAAUUCCUUAACACACCGGUGUGUUUUCUAGAUGGCUGUCUCAACUUUUUUUUUUUUCUCCUCUUCCAUUUUCACUGGGAUGAUGGCAGCAGUGAUGAAUUAAAAUAACGCUUGGCCUGAUAAUAGUUUGAUCACACAAAAUUUAUUUUCUCUAAGUAUUUGAGAGGUAACCAGCCCUCUGAUUCCUGAGCCUGUGUAUUUCAAUACUGAUAUUUCAGUUCUAGUUAAAUCUUUAUACAUUAUAAAUAGCUCUGGAUGCUGGCAGGAACACAGCUAGAAGUGCUGUAUGCGCAGCUCUUCCCCGGAACAGCGCCGGUUCUUGCACAAUACAGAUAAUUUGGUGAAAUGUGUAGCCAGAAAAUGGCACUACUGAAAUCUGCUCUAGGAUCCUUUCUACAUUUACAAACCAGGUUUUUAAAUGGUUAGGAGUGUGAUGUGCUUGAUUUCUGUAAGUGAUAGUAGUCCACCUCGCACUAAGUUGUAAUUCAGUUGAAAGGGAAAUUAAGUGGUAAAUGAAUACAGAAAGCUUUUACUACAGUGAUGCCGAAGCUGCUAAUUUAUACUUUAAGCGGUUUUUUUUUCAUAUUGCUGUAUGAUGCUGUACAUAUUGUGUGACUUCCGAAUGAAUUCUCACACCCCCCCACAAGAGGGCAAAGUUAACAGCACUGUGGGAGCCUAGACUUUGAAUUUCUUAAGCAUUGUGCAAAAUAAAUGUUUAAUGUGGAACCUUC